This is a messenger RNA of Biomphalaria glabrata, 8639 nucleotides long. RefSeq lists its product as uncharacterized. NCBI's taxonomy places the organism in Eukaryota, Metazoa, Mollusca, Gastropoda, Planorbidae. Gene Ontology annotation, biological process: positive regulation of transcription by RNA polymerase II. The record is from RefSeq and is a predicted model, not a curated record. Gene Ontology annotation, molecular function: DNA-binding transcription activator activity, RNA polymerase II-specific; RNA polymerase II cis-regulatory region sequence-specific DNA binding. The coding region runs from base 488 to 5332 and encodes 1614 amino acids. The transcript has 3 exons.
GUGUGUGUACCCCCGCCAGCCGGCGACCUCGCGCGUCUCUCGUCUAAGACGCAUCAAUCAAUGAGUGUGCAGGCCGUCAUUGGAAGGAUAGCAAUUACCGCGGCUAAGUACCGUCUCCCAUUGCCGCUAAUAUGUGGUCAGAUUUUUACCUCGCUCCGUGGCCAAUUUCAAAUUUUCCUGCGACCGAGCCGGAUUGGCCUAUGACUGCGGGCAGAAGAAAGUGACCUAGAGGUUGUUGGUUUUUUUUUUCCCUUUUCAUUGUUGAAUUUAUUUUUAACACACCCAACGGCCCAACGCGUUAUUCUGCCGAACCUGGAUUAUUUGUGUCUGUCUUUCGAAAACAGGAUAUUACCAAUAGGAUUAAACUCUUUGUGAGGGACAAGUAAGUGGAUUACUUUCUUGAAUUGGAUUAUUAACUGUGUGAAUUCCAUUUGGAUUAAUAGUUUUAUUAUUUUGUGAAAGAUAACAUCCACUUACGGCGUCGGAAAUGAGAAAGCGGGCCCGUCGAGGAAGGGGGAAAGGGAAAAAAGGGACAACUCCCUAUGGCGACGCCAUCUCCGGGGCCGGGAUGGAGACCCUGACAGCGUCGUCACCUGGUUUGAGCGAAGAUACUGAAGUGGAGGAUAGUGUUGAGACGCCGGGCGACCCGAGAGAGGAGGACCUUGAUAUCGGCGAUGCCGUAACUGGUAUUGUGUCUGACGGCGCCGUAAAUGACGACGCCGUAGUCGGAAUCGAAGCAGCCACGACGACCAAGGACGUGGUUACGGAGACACCCGGAACUUCCACCUGCGUCGGCGGGGGCGCUGCUGUCGUUGCCAACAGCAGUAACAGCAGCAACAGCAGCGUCGACGGCGACGGGGGGUCCGACGCUGGGGACAACGAGCAGAUGCACACGGGCUUCAUGCAGACGGGGCCCAAAAACUACCGGGUCGGCAGCACCGUGGUGAACCUCAACAACUGCUCCGACGACGACAUCACGCCGGAGUUCCGGCAGAACGACAUCUGCCUGCAAGUUGAAUGCGGCGACAACAAAGCGCUGAUGUACAUGUCGAAACUGUACCAGGGGAGCAAGGGCAAAUGUAUCGAGCUCGGAGGGAAGUGGUUCACCCCCAACGAGUUCCAGGCCGUGUCCGGCAGGGAGUCGGCCAAGGACUGGAAGAGGUCCAUACGACAUCAUGGGCGUAGCCUGAAGCUGCUCCUCAGCAAAAAUGUCCUGGACGUGCAUCCGGCGGCGUGUCGAUGUGACUCUUGCAGUCAGCUCCAGCUGUUGAAUGGCAAGACAGGAUCAAGUGGCGAUACGAAUAAAGGAUGCUCAGGCGGUGAAACUUCAGGAGACGACAACAGACGUUCAUGCAACGGAGGAACAGCAGCUGGAAAGAAACGUAAGAAAGGCAAACAGCCUGCACCUCAGCCAAAGCCUCCAAUUAAAAUGACUGCGACGGCUGCAGGGGUAGCGGCAGCAGCUGCCGCCACAACAACCAACAAGUUAGAGCCUCUAGGCAUUACUAUAUCUAUUACACCGGAGAAGCCUAAAGAUAUUGAAGACAAGUUGCCUGAGAUCCCAAACUUGGACUCACCAUUAUUUAAAGAUGUUCCUUCAAAAAAGAUAGAGUCGUCAUCUGACUCUUCCUCCUCUUCUGGUGGCACAUCAUCUUCUGAGGACUCAUCCACAUCAGAUGAUGAUUCUGAUGAUGAUGAAGAUGAAAAGAAAGAUGCAGUACUUCCUAACAAUAACCAGAAGUCUGAUGUUGUUGAGGAGCCCCCGAAAGCAAGGACUCCUAUCAAGCUUACAAUUUCAAAUGUUGGCAAACCAUCAGCUAAAGUAACAUCUACUGCAUCCAGGGAGGUUAUUUCUAGCAAUUCAUCAGAUUCUGACACAGAUGUUGAGGAUAUGGAUAAAUGUGACAAUCCAUUGAAGAUGGAUACUCUAUCCAUGGAUAAACCUUAUCACAACCACAAUAUGCUUAAAGACGGUAAGAACGACAAGGUGAGAAAUGCCAAACUUGGCAUGGAUGUGGAUUUUAAAAACAAGGGGAAGAGCCCGAUACAGAACCACCUUGAGUGGAAAAAUUUGUGUGAAACAACUAACCUUAAAGGGAACUGCAAGGAUAGCAGCCUUUUAUUGAAUAAUGAAAACGCAGCGGAGGAUAUACUUCGGUUUAGAGAUCAACCAACGGUGGACUGUUCCAAAGUGAAAGAAGAUGUGGAACAAGAGGACACAGACUAUUUCCAACAAAUUGAGGAUGUAUUAAGGCCCAUGGAAUGCAUGAACAACACUUUGAAUCAAACAAAUAAUUUGGAUUACAAAGCUGAGGAGAUAACUCCUGCUUUCUCCCUGCCUUGCAAGGAGUCAAUGCCUGUCACAGACAUGGAUACCAAACCAGAAGAGAUCAAAGCAUUGUAUGUGCCAGAUAAUUCUGAUGGAUGUGUUCUAUCUGCUUCAAUGGGGAAGUCCCCUCAGCAUUUAAAACCUAUUAAGGCAUUAUCUGCUAAUCUUGUGGAUGAUUUGCCCGCAUGCAAAGCUGUGAGUUGUGAGGAUGCUUUUUCAUCGGAGACCUCAAACAGGUUUCUUGCGGAAAAGAUGGAUAGUUCUGAUGUUGACGCACACCAUUCAAUUGUAAAUAAUUCAAACAUAGACAGUGAUAAGAACUUCCUGAUAAAAACAAUCUCUAAUGACUUGACAUUGCCGUAUCACAAAGAGAAUGAGCCUCCUAGGGAAGAGGCUCACUCUAUUAGUGAUUCUCAAGCUGAAGUGAAAGACCUCAACCUUAAUAUCAAAAUGUCCAAUUCCAAUGAGAAUGGCUUAGAAGCAGCUUGCUUGAAUAAGGAUGCUGAUCUGUCUAAUUGUGAAAAAAUUUCCUUGGAUGAAAUGAAUGAAUCUUCCAGUCUAGCUUCGGUCAGCUGUGAUCCUAAAGUUGCUGUCCCUAAAGUGAAAGAGGUCCCUGUUACUUCAUUACCUUCACCAGUAAGCACCAAGAGCUCACAGUCUGGUAACGCCCCCAGCACUGUUCCAACCAAGAGCUGCACCAACGGUAUCCCAGACAGUGAAAACCCUUUCAUUACUUGGACUAAGUAUGACGAUGACAACUCCACUCCACUUCCUGCCACCCUACCAGCAUCCAGUCUUGUAAGAGCUCUAGCUGGGGCUUCUUUUCCACCACUUCCAUUACCCGUGGAUGGUACUGUCCCACAGAUAUCACCUCUGGGUGGACCAGUUGCACAGUUGUCUCCUCUUGGCCUGGCUGGACUACCGUCUGCAACCAGUCAGCUUAGAAUGUCACCUGUUGCCCAGAUUCCCAGGCUGACCUCUCCUGGCUCCCAAAGACUGCGUCUGUCGCCAAGCCAUAGCAGUCAACAGAUGUCUCCACCUCUCAGUCACACAUCACAUUUGUCAUCUCCACUCGGUCAUGCAUCACAUUUGUCAUCUAAUGACAGCACCAAAGUAGGUCAGCGGGAAGACAGCAAAGGAAAAGUCGCCCCCAAAAGUGUGAAGAGGACAUCUCGUUUGUCUAACAUCAUUGACAGUCUGAGAACAUCCAAAGAGAAACAGAUAGUAUCUACUCAGGCUACCGAACCUAGCAGUCGUGAACCAAAUAAAAAAAGCACGCUAGAUGCUUUGCUUGGAGCCGGGAGAAAAUCACCCACAUUGACCCCACCUUCAGCUCCCACUGGCCACAAGCAGUCCAUGCCGCCCUCUUCCUCCCCCGCAUACUCACCGUCUCUGUGCAGUGAUCAACGCACCUCGGCAGACAAGUUAUUUAGGGAGAGCAUGGGUUUCCCCCAUCAGAUCAGCCCAGACACUCGUCACGCAAUUAGAAAUAGCCUGGAUGCUGCAAGGGCUCAAGCAGUCAAUAACAGUUUUAAUGCACUGAAAGAUGGCCUUGACAAAGGGAAGAGAAUGUUGGAAAACUUGGAACUUAUGAAUAAUGGGUUGAUGGAUCCGUACUCUAAAAUUGGACCUACCGAGACCAAGUCAAGAAAAGUGGAACAACCUAGUCAGGUGCAAAAUCGUGUAAAAUCAUCGCUGCCAUCUCUUCCUUCAUCGUCGUCAUCUCCUGCUGCUACAUCGGCACCAUCCUCUUCCUCAAGGCCAUUGUCACGCCAGUCCUCUAAGCAGCCCAGCAGCUACCAGACCUCCUCCCCGUCUACUUCCUCCACAAGAUCAGCAAGUGUAACCACUACCAGCAACACCAGUGGUAUUAGCAGCAACAGCAUUAACAGCGUCAUGUUUCAGGCAGCGCCAUCAGCCGCGCUGGCUGCUGCCCACAUGGAACUGAAUGCUGCCGCCGCCAAUAUCCUCGCCUUCCAGCACAUGUACGGCAUGCAAGACCCUUACAUGAUGAAAACUCUGAUGAGCAAUCCCCUGUACCUGCAGAGACUUAUGGAGUUCCAAAAGCAAGCCAUGGACCCCCUCAUGCUGCGUCAGCUAGAAAUGUUUGAGGCUGCUGCUGCAGCAGAAAAAAACAAAAACAACAAGGACCAGAGAGCUGCUAUGAAUGCCCAGUCUCUGCUUUGGCAAGCCCAGGCUGCAUCCAUCCUCCAACACCAGCAGAUGCAACAGCUUCAACAACUUCAGCUUCAUCAUCAACAGCAACAGUUCCAGCAACAAGCUGCUGCUGUGAGAGAGCGGGAGACCAGAGAAACUAUUGCUGCAAUCAUGGCCAGUAAAAGCAACAGUCUUGGCUCUGGCACUAGCAAAUCUAGUGGCAGCAUCUCUACUGGGCAAUCUGCUAAGUCUCUGAUGGCAUCAGCCUCAUUAUCCUCCUCCUCAUCUUCAUCCUCAUUGUCAUCCAAUAAACGACCAAGGCCAGUUGUUCCACCAUCACCUUCAGAUCUUUACUCCAGAGACGGUUCCAGCUUGGAGAAAAAAUCAAGACCUAGUCAGCCGUCGUCUAGUCAUGUUUCUAACCAUAACUAUCACUCUUCUUCCUCUUCUGUGGUCACCAACUCAUCCUCGCUGUCAUCAUCAUCCUCUUCAGCUUCUGCUAAAAACACCCCAGUGACAAGCAAGUCUGCUAGUAGCAGCGGGAGCAGUAGCAACAUGAAACAACGCAGUAGCAGCAGCAGUGGUACAUCUGGUACACCAGGCAAGCACGAGUUCCUGGAUUUAUCAGCUGCUUUGCAGCUCUCAGCUGCACCUGCUCCAGGCCUCUGGGGUUUCCCAGGAGUGCUUCAGCCUCCUUCGGUUGACAUGGCUCGAAUGUCUCGUUUCUUUGAGCGCCCAGGAGAAGCUGCAGCUUCUUCUGCACCCUCAGGAACACACCCUGAACCAGAGGCCAGUGGUGCGGAAGUAUUAGACCUUAGCGUCAAGCCGAGAACUGGCAAAACAUGAAACUGUCUAGUUUACCACUAUCAUUUGACCCCUGCAAUGGAAAUAUCAGACUGUACAUAUGAAAUGUUGCUAAUACAUACCAAUGGUCUUAGCAAUAAAACCAAAGGAUUAAAUACUCAGUUUUUUCAUGAAAUGACAUUUCCAUAGAGUUGUGAUGGGCACGGAGAAACAAUUGUGUCAUUUCAUUUUCUUUUUUGAUGUCGUCAUUCAGUUCAUUUUGAGUAUAUACCAUCUUUGUUUUUUGUUUAUUUCUUUGCACUUUCUUCCCCCCCUUCCCCUUUCUGGAUUACUUGAGUUAAAUCAAUCGGAUCUGGAAUGCAUACAGUGUAACAUUAUCACUUAGUAACUGCAUUCAGAUAAUCUGUGACAUUCUAAUAUAUACAAGUCAAUAUUUAUGUGUUUAAUUUUGAUGGAAUUUCAUUAGAUUCCACUUGCAAUGGAUUUUUAUGUGUAUGUAUAUAUUUAUAUAUGUGUAGCAGUGAGGUCACAUCAAAUUUCAAGGAACUGCAGGAUGAGUGACCAAUGGAUUAAAUCCACGAAUAGUGAUGAUUUAACAUUUAAAAAGAUGUUCGUAAAUUGUUUCAUUCUAACAUUAUUAUUGUUUAUAAUAUACCCAGAAAAUUACAGUCUGACCCAAAGUUGAACCAUAAGACAAAUACUGCAAGUUUCCCUUGUGUUAGAUAGGCUAAGCUCCCUGGGUCAUGUCACUAUGACCACUUUUUUCUCACAGAUUCAAUGUGCUGUGUGUGACCUACUCUCUGACCUUUAUCUGAUAAUGACAGUAUUAAAUGACUGCCUUGAAAGGCUAAUUAUGUCACUAGAGGCCACACUUCUUUCCAGAUAACUAAAGCCAACCAACCAAAUAAAGUAAGACAAAAUAAUUUUAAUUGUCUGGUUGGUCUCUUGUGCUCUUUCUAUCCUUCCUUCCCACCCCCCCAUAUAUCUUUGAAAGUGAGGUUUAGAUGGCCAGAUUUUUAUCAGUCUGUAGGCCUAGAAUUUUAAUUGCUGCACAAGACAAGUUCAUAGUUUCAUAAUAAAAAGUUCAAAUUAGAACAUGUUCUCUGUUGUCACAUUUCUACAGAAACUUCCUCAAAUGACUGAACAAACAUGCUGUCUUUACAUUUUCCUUUCUACUUUAUGUGAGUUUGUGUACAAGCUGUGCAGUACGCAGAUACUCCACACACCAACUCUCUUUUGUUGUGGUCUUUGUACAUCCAUCUUUUGUUUGUUGAAGCCAUGACAGAUUUGUUAGCCACAAACAUUUUUUUAAAAACAGUUUUUAUUAGUCUGUCCUCAUCUAAUGUAAGUUGAUGUGUGUGUCUGCGCAUGGAAGUUGACUGUCCUGGUCGAACCAUUUUAUUGAACGAAUGUGUCUACAGGUAAAUAACAAAAUCUGUCCUUAACUUAUCUGGUCAGUUUCACAUUGUUAUUGUAUAGGCCUACGUACGAUUGCUGUUAUUUAAAUAACUUAUAUUGUCUUUUUUCUUGUUGUCUUUGUUGCAGGUGUAUAAGACUUAUGUUUGACCCAACUUUUUCAAAAUGUCAUAUAAAACAGGGGUUAGAACUUAAAAUAACAUCAUACAUUCUGGGGAGUGUCCCUUAGUAUACAUAAAAAAUGUGGAAAUCUUUUAAUGUCACAAAAGUGUCUAGAAUUGUUUUGCUAGAAGAUUUAUUAUGUGAGCACUUCUUUAUUCCUUUUGUUUGUCUACAAAUGAGGUAUUGUGGUUUUAAUUAAACACUUUGUAGACUUUUUGUGUGUGUCUACAGUUGUAAUUAUGCAAGAAAAAAAUGACUUCACUACAAGUGGUGUUAUUAGUAGAACUUUGAAAAACAAAAUGCAAUAUAUGUAAUGAACUAAAACACUCCAUGUUUAGGUUUAAAAAACCAAGCAAGCAAUUGAUUUUUGUUUGUUGAUGUGAACAAGAGUUGUGAGGGUUGUUUUCUCUUCCAAUAGGUCUAUUUUGUCUAUCAGUAAGUUGUUGUUGUUUUUUUGUACAUUCAUAAAAAUGAAACUGAUUGUUAAAAAAAAUCCUGUACUAAAAAUUGUAUAGAUUAAAAUAUUCUUUUAAAAACUUGUUCAAUAAAGGGUUAUUAAAUACUUUUCAUUAGAUGCGAUUAUAGUGAAGAUGUAAUAAAAAUAAAGGUAGACACCUUUCAGACCUUUUGAUCCAUGUGGCAGAUGAUGGUCAAGCAUAUGGUUUGUUCUAUGGCCAACAUGUCAUGUGGCCACUGCCUUUAACUUCUCUGAGUUGGGUGGACAUGAGGUUCCAAAAUCUCUGCCGUCACUGGGAUUCCAGUUCUUGACCAAAGUGAGAGGUUAGUGUUGAGUUCAGUAGACUACGUAGAUGUGAGGUCUGUACAGAGACUACCACUAAGAGUUCCAACUCUAAACUAAAACAUUUCAACCAGAGUUUGUUGGCCAUUGCUUCAUUUAUUGGCCUGCAUUCUCCAUCCUAAUUUGACAUGUAUUUUUAAUAUAAUAAUAAGGCCUGUCUUCGAGUCUGAAGAUUAAUGCAGUUUAAUAUAACCUAGAGGAAAUUAUCAAAUUAUUUUUUAAUAAAUAUAUAUGGAAAGGGCCUAUAGAUUUUUCUAGUAAAGAAUAGAUACAUACUUUUUAAUUAAAUUGCACAUUUGAGUAUUUUGUCAAACUUUUCUGUUUUCUGUAGUUCCAAAGUUCUGUACACCACCAAAGGAGCAGUUUUUAAUAAGUCAGUGUGUGGUAUAUGCAAUACACUGUACUACCAUCUAAGUCUUAUGUUUGAGAAUUGAUGAAAUGGGUGGGCAACUGGACGGUUGUGUUAAAAAAAAAAGAACCUGGAAUUCAACUUUUGAAAUAGCUGGACUAUGUACAUAUUAUUUUAUGAUUAGGCUCAGUGACACAGGCAAUUGUCAACCACACUUUGCUUUGUUUAAUAGUCAAAAGUCAACCACACAUUGCUAUAGGAUGGCAUUUUUUUUGUUUCGUCAUUACUGAUUUCAGUUAGUUGUUUAUAAACUAUUUUCUUGAUCAAGUCAUCUUAGCUCCUGCAAAUAAUUUUCUGUCUUGUCUGUUCUUGUAUUUACAAACUAUGAAUGUAUGACACUAGAUUUGUUUACCAUGUUAGCAUUGACCUAUGACCAACAGCCUCAUGUUAGCAUUGGUCAAAAGUAUCAAUGCCCAGCUAUCUACUGUUUGUGACUGUAUAACUAUUACCACUUCUGUAUGUCCAAAUAUUCAUUCUGUAUUUGUCCUUCUUUUGUUUCAUUUUGUAUGUUUGUUCUCCCUCAUGUAUUCCAAUAAAAGUUUUAAGUUCAAUACAAAAAAAAA